Molecule: messenger RNA, 3755 nt
Organism: Coregonus clupeaformis (lake whitefish)
Lineage: Eukaryota; Metazoa; Chordata; Actinopteri; Salmoniformes; Salmonidae
Product: serine/threonine-protein phosphatase 4 regulatory subunit 3
Exons: 15
Coding region: 941-3424 (827 amino acids)
Biological process (GO): DNA damage response; protein dephosphorylation
Cellular component (GO): protein phosphatase 4 complex; nucleoplasm
Molecular function (GO): protein phosphatase activator activity
Source: RefSeq, a predicted model, not a curated record
GGAAACCCCGUACUGACUUUCUGAAGGGACCCAAGAUGGCUGAAUGCUCACAGGGGGUGCAGUUAACAAUUAUCUAGAUAAGCAACAUGAUUGAAAUGAAUGACAAAUAAUGUUAGUAUGUGAAACAUAACAUUGGGGGAGUUAUACGAUUACAACUUGAUGGUCUGCCUCAUUUUGAAAUGCAAGGACACCCAGUAAGGAGAGAGACGGAUUUCUCCGCGGCCCGGAGCCAGAACAUGGCGGAACACUUGGGAAAGAAAUAGCUAGCUAGCAGCUAACGUAUUAUAGAGAGCCACAUAGCUGAUCGGAAACGUCGGGGGCAAUAUUGAACGACACUGGUUGCGGUUCGUAAACGGGCAAUAAUGUAACCGGUGUAACCGGUGUAUUUGUCGAUGUAUAAUAAUGUACUGUUUUCAUAAGAUGUUGAAUGUAGCUAGGCAGUUAGCCGACUAGCUAGCUAACGUGCUAGCUAGUUAGCUCCAGUAGAUAGCUAGCUAGCUAGCAUACAGCAAUUAUCUCAGUGUACUAUAGCUGAAGUCCUCUAACAUAGCCACACUAUUACACUGAAUGUUUCCCAUUCGAACAUAGUUUUCAUACGUAUUAUUUGGUCUAUGAUUGUACUGUUCGUGUAGUGUAGCUAAUUUCUGAAGGAGAAUGUGUAACUAGCUAGCUAGCAAACUGGUCUGCUAGACAGCGCGAGUUGACGCGUCGUAGCCUUUCUAGUCUGCGCGAGACAAGUUUUGUGGAAGACAGCUAGCAUCUGUAGCAAGCUACAAAUAGCGAACAGUGAUAACUAGCUAGAUAAUAUAGUUUCUGAACUCUACUUACUAAGUGGAUCUACAGUAGUUGAUCCUCACAACCACCAUACUAGGCAGUUGGUAGAGUUGGUGCGAGGUAAACAGAAAUCGGCUGGGGAAAGCGGUCACGACCACCUGCCAAAAUGACGGACACCCGCCGCCGAGUCAAAGUGUAUACGCUCAACGAGGACAGACAAUGGGACGACCGCGGCACGGGACACGUCUCCUCGGGCUAUGUAGAGAGGCUGAAAGGCAUGUCUCUGCUGGUGCGAGCGGAGAGCGAUGGUGAGUCAGGUUCCCUACUGCUGGAGUCGAAGAUUAACCCAAACACAGCCUACCAGAAACAACAGGACACGUUGAUAGUGUGGUCGGAGGCUGAGAACUAUGACCUGGCCCUCAGCUUCCAGGAGAAGGCCGGCUGCGAUGAGAUCUGGGAGAAAAUCUGUCAGGUCCAGGGCAAGGACCCGUCGGUGGACAUCACCCAGGAGCUGGUGGAUGAGUCGGAGGAGGAGCGCUUCGACGACAUGUCCUCCCCGGGGCUCGAGCUCCCGCCCUGCGAGCUGGGCCGCCUCGAGGAGCUCGCCGAACUUGUGGCCUCCUCCCUCCCUUCGCCCUUACGCCGUGAGAAACUGGCCCUGGCCGUGGAGAACGAGGGCUACAUCCGCAAGCUCCUGGAGCUCUUCCGCCAGUGUGAGGUCCUAGAAAACGCUGAUGGCCUCCACCACCUCUACGAGAUUGUCAAGGGCAUCUUCCUGCUGAACCGCACGGCCCUGUUCGAGGUCAUGUUCUCCGAGGAGUGCAUCAUGGACGUGAUUGGCUGCCUGGAGCACGACCCGGCGCUGGGGGCGGCGCCCCGCCGCCACCGUGACUUCCUCACUAAGACUGCCCGCUUCAAGGAGGUGAUCCCCAUUGGCGACCCUGAGCUGCGCGCCAAGAUCCACCAGACGUACCGCGUGCAGUACAUCCAGGACAUGGUGCUGCCCACGCCGUCGGUGUUCGAGGAGAACAUGCUCUCCACGUUGCACUCGUUUAUCUUCUUCAACAAGGUGGAGAUUGUGGGCAUGCUGCAGGAUGAUGAGAAGUUCCUGACCGACCUCUUUGCACAGCUCACAGACGAGUCCACAGACGACGACAAGCGAUACGAACUGGUAAACUUCCUGAAGGAGUUCUGCGCCUUCUCCCAGACGUUGCAACCUCAAAACAGAGAAGCCUUCUUCAAGACGCUGUCGAACAUGGGCGUUCUCCCUGCACUAGAGGUGGUACUGGGGAUGGAUGAUGUGCAGGUGCGCGGCGCGGCCACCGAUAUCUUCUCCUAUCUGGUGGAGUACAACCCCUCUAUGGUACGAGAGUUUGUCAUGCAGGAGUCCCAGCAGAAUGACGACGACAUUCUGCUGAUCAACCUGAUCAUCGAGCACAUGAUCUGUGACACGGACCCCGAGCUGGGUGGCGCCGUGCAGCUGAUGGGCCUGCUGCGCACCCUGGUGGACCCCGAGAACAUGCUGGCUACCGCCAACAAAACUGAGAAGACUGAGUUCCUGAGCUUCUUCUACAAGCACUGCAUGCACGUCCUCUCUGCUCCUCUGCUGGCCAACACCACGGACGACAAACUCAGCAAAGAUGACUUCCAGACGUCUCAGCUGUUGGCGCUGAUCCUGGAGCUGCUGACGUUCUGUGUGGAGCACCACACGUACCACAUCAAGAACUACAUCAUCAACAAGGACGUCUUGCGCCGGGUCCUGGUUCUCACCGCCUCGCAGCACGCCUUCCUGGCCCUUUGCGCGCUGCGCUUCAUGCGGCGGAUCAUCGGUCUGAAGGACGAGUUCUAUAACCGCUACAUCAUAAGGAACUUCCUGUUUGAGCCCGUGGUCAAGGCUUUCCUCAACAACGGUACCCGCUACAACCUCAUGAACUCGGCCAUCAUAGAGAUGUUUGAGUAUGUCCGCGUGGAGGAUGUGAAGUCCCUGACAGCCCAUAUAGUAGAGAACUACUGGAAGGCUCUGGAGGAUGUGAACUACGUUCAGACCUUUAAAGGACUGAAGCUGCGCUACGAACAGCAGAGGGAGAGGCAGGACAACCCCAAACUGGACAGCAUGCGGUCCAUCCUGAGGAACCACCGCUUCCGCCGGGACGCACGGACGUUGGACGACGACGAGGAGAUGUGGUUCAACGCGGACGAGGACGAGCUGGAGGACGGCGAGGCGGUGGUGCCCCCCUCGGACAACAAGACCACCAAGACUAGCGGCGCCGCGGAGAACGAAGACCUCAUGGACCCCAUCAGCAAGUUCAUGGAGAGGAAGAAACUGAAAGACUCAGACGACAAGGAAGUUCUGGGCAAGUCCAGUAGUCUGUCGGGCCGCCAGAGCCCCAGCUUCAAGCUGUCCUUCUCCGGCUCCACUACCAAGACCAGCCUGUCCAGCCCGCCCUCCUCCGCCUCGCUGCACCCCGGCUCGCCAGGCUCCCCAGGAUCGCCAGGGUCAGGGACCAAGGGCUCGCCCCCGACAGCAGUCACCACCAAGGGAGGUCUGGUGGGGCUGGUGGACUACCCCGACGACGACGAGGAGGAAGAGGACGGCGAGAGUAAAGAGGAGACUCCGCCCCUGUCCAAGAAGUCCAAGCUGAGCUCCUAAUAAUAAAAAUAAAAAAACGUUAAUAUUGUUCCUCUCUCCGAGCGCCAGACUAUUUUCCACCGAUCCCACGAUAGGCACAGAAAACUAACAAAAACUGUUAAAACCAUGAAUGACCCCACCCCCUUGGUUUUCAAUGGUGGCUCUUUUUGAGGAGUGGACUAUGAAUGGAAACGCGUCUCCUCGGACUAAUCCCAAUAUACAAGUGCCAAUCUGGAGGCCGUGGAGCUAGGAGCGAACGCAGCAAACGAACGGACAAGAGAGAAAGGCGUGGAGAAAAUACUAUUUCCGAUAUUGGCGUCAGAUAAAAGGGGCGGACUGACGAUUUCUAAUU